Octopus sinensis (East Asian common octopus) is the source of this 1213-nucleotide messenger RNA. RefSeq names its product lipid droplet-associated hydrolase-like. Gene Ontology annotation, biological process: lipid storage. Gene Ontology annotation, cellular component: lipid droplet. NCBI's taxonomy places the organism in Eukaryota, Metazoa, Mollusca, Cephalopoda, Octopoda, Octopodidae. Gene Ontology annotation, molecular function: lipase activity. The coding region runs from base 85 to 1038 and encodes 317 amino acids. The transcript is spliced from 3 exons. The record is from RefSeq and is a predicted model, not a curated record.
GUGUAUUCACUCCACCACAUCCCACCAAUACUCUCUGACAACUUCUCAUUAUGCAAGUUUUUGGUGGAUUCCAGAACAUUUAAUAUGGAGAGCAUAUCAACAGAUCCCAGAUUGGAAUGGUUUCAACUCCAACCAGGAGUAGAAUUUCAGGUUAUGAAAUUUGGCAGUCCCCCAGCAACAUCAAGCAUGGACCCUGUUGACUCGCCUUCAGAUAACCUUAUGUUUCUUGUGAUACCAGGUAACCCUGGUGUUGUAGGCUAUUAUGAAAAAUUUAUGGCUACCCUUUAUCAGAAGAGUAACCAAAAAAUACCCGUCUGGGGUAUCUCCCACACUGGACAUGUGUCAAGACCAUCUGAAGGUUCACACAAUGGUGUUUAUUCCCUCCAAGAUCAGAUUGAACACAAACUCGCUUUCCUUCACCAUCACAUUCCCAAAAAUGUUUCCUUGAUACUCAUCGGUCACUCUAUUGGCUGCUACAUGAUUCUGAAUAUGUUGAAGAAAACCUCUCACAACAACAUCCUCCGCUGCUUUUUUCUCUUCCCCACCAUCGAACGAAUGUCUUCUUCACCUCAGGGAAAAGUAGUAACACCAUUCCUCAAGUUAUUCCGAUGGAUCCUGCUGCUCUUUGUCUACUUUAUGUCUUUUUUGCCUUUAAAAUCAAAACAGAGGAUUCUGUGCUGGUAUUUCAAAGAUGAGGUAAAGUACCCCCGCUGCAUCUACGCAUCCUCCUUGAACCUCUUUGAUGUCAGCUGUGUGAACAACAUGAUAAGCAUGGCUUCACAAGAAAUGGACAUGGUCAAGGAACUGGACAGUUGCACCAUCAGCAAGAACUUACAUAAAAUUUGCUUCUACUAUGGCCGCAAAGACCGCUGGUGUCCCCUCAACUACUGUGAUGACAUGAAGAAACAUUUCCCUAAAGCCAACAUCCGUGUCUGCCAAGAAGGCUUUGAACAUGCAUUUGUCAUCACAGACAGCGAGAGAAUGGCAGACAUCACAUGGGAGUGGAUGCAAUGCGAAUUGCAGCACUCGUCUGAUUAAAAGUAAAGAUGGAUUAAACUCUACUAAGCCAAACAGAUUAAAAGAAAGGGGUCGGGAUAGGGGCAAGCAAUUUCUAAACUUAUAAAAUAAGAAUAUAUAAUUCCAUAUAAAUGUGUGUGGGAGGUGGCACAAGAAAAAAGAGAAAACCAUUAUAUAUGACUAUGUAUGUGUAUGU